Messenger RNA from Microbotryum saponariae, 937 nucleotides. The record is from the annotation of a GenBank genome assembly. Lineage: Eukaryota; Fungi; Basidiomycota; Microbotryomycetes; Microbotryales; Microbotryaceae.
AUGGCUAUCACGCUGUGGCGAGAUGAUGGAGAUGGACGAUUACACGGUACACGGCAGCAGGCUGGGGUUUGGAGGGUUGUACGAGCGGCACUGCCCGAUGGCUUCCGCACACGCCGACGCCCUGCACGCCUCGCCUCGCCCGUUCAGCCGCCCAGUUUCGAGCCAGGCUUGACCAACACUCGACAACACGCCAAAUCGACAGCGGCAACCUACGUGGCAUCACAGAUUCAUCGCAGGUGCCGGACUGACGGACGAUGCUGACCAUGCCAUCUCUCCCCACCCUCUCCGCAGGCAAAGUACGCCUCGUCUCACCUCAUCAAGGACCGAAAGGCCGUCGGGAUCUCGAAGGGAACUUACCUCCGAGUUCACUUCAAGAACACUCGGUGCGUCGCAUCGUCCAUGCGGUCACCAACCCAGAGUGCAUUCAGGGCCGCGCGCUAACCUGCUUGCCCCCGUCGCAUUUGAACCUCCGCCCGUCAGUGAGACCGCAGCUGCCGUCACCGGCCGUGAGCUCGCCAACGCCAUCACCUACCUCGAGGAUGUCCAGGCGCACAAGCAAUGCGUUCCGUUCCGCCGCCACAACGGUGCCGUCGGCCGAACGGCCCAGGCCAAGCAAUUCGGUGUCGUCCAGGGUCGCUGGCCCAUCAAGUCGGCCAAGUUCUUGCUCGGUCUUUUGAAGAACGCCCAAUCCAACGCCGAGGUCAACGGACUCGACGUUAACGAGCUCAAGGUGCAGAACAUCAUCGUCCAACAGGCACCCAAGACCCACCGAAGGACCUACCGCGCCCACGGCCGAAUGAACCCUUACAAGGGCCACCCCACCCACCUCGAGAUCAUCCUUUCCCCCAUCGCCGCCGAAAUCGCCGCCGCUUCCGAAGAGAUCGUGGGUGGUGCCAAGGAGGACAAGAUCGCCGCCAUCGAGGACAUUGAUGCUUAA